AUGCGGCGGCAAGGAAAUCAUCGGAAAGUGAACUUUACCGGUCGGAACCGACCGAGGCACAAUAAUCUGGGCUAUCAACGUUUAAUACGGAUCAAUGAUAACAAAUCAUUAUGGAUUUUUUGUUUUCAACUAAAAAUAAAAUUUGAACGUCCAAUGACAUAUUUGCUUAUGGAUAGUGAAUUUGGUAUUUGGGAAGUGUACACAUCCUUCAAUCAUGAUGAUAAAAAAAGAACGUUUUAUUGCCGAUCCAACACAAAAUAUGAUGACAUUUUGCAAACAAUUUCUAACACUAAUCUCAGCGAUUUUGAUAUUGAUACACGCAAGCAUAAACAACAAUUAUUUAGUUUAUUGAAAUAUGACGAUAUUAAAAUUAUUUAUCAACCGCAAACUGAGAAAGAUUAUAUGAAAUUGGAUAAAUCUGGUAAUGAUUUAAGUUAUGGCUCAGGGAUUUAUCGACAUCAAUUACAUUUGGAAGAUUAUGAUGCUGUUCUUUUGAAAGUCACCGGGGUGCCUUAUUGUAAAAUUCCUAAUUUGCACUAUACAGCACUAUACAAGGAAAUUUAUACCAUCCAAUCUUCCACAUCAUACGAUUCCUCGCCUGAAUCACUAGACCGUAAGUCAUUAUUUAUUCCACUCACUCAACCUCGUACAUCUUCAUCGAUGAGUGUUGCAGGGAAAUCAUCGUCGGAAGCAAGGGAGGCUGAGGCAGCAUCGAAAUUUUCGAUUGAAGGAAAUAAAUCUGCAUCAGAAUUAGGAUCUAGUGAAUCCAGCAAUACAGAAGAUGUUGAGAUAAAAUCGCAUGAUCCAAUGAAUAUUUCCGUUGAUUCAUUGGACUUGUUAAUUAGGAGAUAUAAACCGAACAAGGUACCAAUAUUCAAAUUCGGUGCUGGCACAAAUUUAACCACGGAGUCUAUAAAAGAAAUUGAUGCAUCUGCAACAUUGCAUGGAACUAAAUAUUCUACCCAAUUCAACAAAUCCGAUCGGAUUCCUGGAAGCGGAAUUGCAUUGGAAUCCGACUGGAAAAAUUUAGUCGGUUAUUGCAAAUUUUAUGAGCGAUCGUUUUAG
Molecule: messenger RNA, 1065 nt
Organism: Adineta ricciae
Lineage: Eukaryota; Metazoa; Rotifera; Eurotatoria; Adinetida; Adinetidae
Source: the annotation of a GenBank genome assembly